AACUUGUCAAAUUGGAAUUCGGCAUCGAUAAGGUGGACCACGUUGUCUGCCGCGUUUUCGGUUUUUAAGUUUUGUGAUGCAUUAGUUCAUUGUGAAAAUAAACAAAAACUUUGUUUAUAACUGACAAAAGUAGUGUUGCAGUAUCUGAAAAAUGGCUAAUGUUGAACGAAAAGGAACAUUCAAGGUGGAAUAUCUCCAGCGCAUCGAACAGGAAGUUCAAGAACGUUGGGAAAAGCAGAAAGUUUACGAGAACAAUGCUCCAGCGCAACCUAAGAAAUCACCCGAUGAAAAAUUCCUAGUGACUUUCCCGUAUCCUUACAUGAAUGGGCGUCUUCAUUUAGGGCAUACUUUCUCCCUUUCGAAGGCAGAGUUUGCCGCCCGUUACAAUCGCCUCAAGGGAAAGCGCGUCCUCUUCCCGUUCGGUUUCCAUUGCACCGGCAUGCCUAUAAAAGCGUGCGCCGAUAAGCUGAAGCGUGAAAUCGAAAUGUACGGAUGUCCUCCACAAUUCCCGGCUGAGGAAGCGGAAAAAGUUGAGGAGGAGAAGGAGAUCAUUCCACAAGACAAAAGUAAAGGUAAAAAGAGUAAAGCAGUCGCAAAAGCCGGCACGGCUAAAUACCAGUGGCAAAUUAUGCAGAGCCUUGGUCUUAGUGAUGACGAGAUCAAGAAAUUUGCUGAUGAAGAAUAUUGGCUAAGUUAUUUUCCUCCGCUGGCAAUAGCUGAUUUGAAACGGUUUGGAUUACAUGCGGAUUGGCGAAGAACCUUCAUCACCACUGACGUGAAUCCAUUCUACGAUUCGUUUAUUCGCUGGCAGUUCAAUCAUCUGAAACAACGAGGAAAGAUUAUGUAUGGGAAACGAUACACUAUCUACUCGCCGAAGGACGGUCAACCUUGUAUGGAUCACGACAGAUCAACGGGGGAAGGCGUAGGACCACAGGAGUACACUUUAAUCAAAAUGAAACUUCUUAAGGCGCCUGAUCAGCUCAAGUCCGUCAAAUCCCCCAUUUACCUCGUAGCUGCUACCCUCCGUCCCGAAACUAUGUACGGUCAAACCAACUGCUGGCUUCAUCCCGACAUCAAGUACAUUGCCUUCAAAGUUAGCAAGUCCGACGAGGUGUGGAUUUGUACGAACCGAGCAGCUCGCAAUAUGUCGUAUCAAGGGUUCACUGCAACCGAAGGAAAAGUUGAAGUUAUAGCGGAAAUGACCGGACAACAGCUCCUCGGUUUGCCACUGUCCACCCCAUUAACAUCGCACAAAACAGUUUAUACACUGCCAAUGUUAUCCAUCCGUGAAGACAAGGGCACGGGAGUGGUAACGUCUGUGCCUUCGGAUUCGCCAGAUGACUACGCUGCUUUAGUUGAUCUUCAAAAGAAGGAAGCGUUCAGAGAAAAAUACGGUAUUAAGGAUGAGAUGGUGCUACCUUUCGCACCAGUACCCAUCAUAGAAGUUCCAGGUCUAGGUAAUCUGAGCGCAGUCACUGCCUACGAGAAACUCAAGAUCCAAAGCCAAAAUGAUAAAGAUAAGCUAACAGAGGCGAAGGAGCUCUGUUAUUUGAAAGGUUUCUAUGACGGAGUCCUCCUUGUGGGUGAGUUCGCCGGCAAAAAGGUUCAAGACAUCAAGAAGGAUGUGCAAAAGAAACUUAUUGCUCAGAAGGAAGCCGACAUCUACUACGAGCCGGAAAAGACCAUUAUUUCCAGGUCUGGAGAUGUGUGCGUUGUGGCCCUUUGCAACCAAUGGUACUUAAAUUAUGGUGAACCGACUUGGCAGGGCCAAGCGUUCAAGGCUUUGGAGGAUAUGGAAUUGUAUCACGAUGAAGUCAGGAAUAAUUUCGAAGGUUGCUUAAAUUGGUUGCAUGAGUAUGCUUGCUCGAGAACUUAUGGGCUGGGAACGAAACUGCCGUGGGAUGAGCAGUGGCUGAUUGAGUCGUUAUCUGAUUCAACCAUCUACAUGGCCUUCUACACAGUAGUCCAUCUACUACAAGAUGGAUCGUUUAGAGGAGAGAAACCUAGUCCACUGGGUAUAACACCCAAGGAUAUGACAGGAGAAGUCUGGGACUACAUAUUCUUCAAGGAAACUCCUUACCCCAUAUCAACCAAAAUUAAGAAGGAGCAUCUAGAUUUGUUGCGUCGUGAAUUCGAGUAUUGGUAUCCAGUUGACCUUCGUGUUUCCGGAAAAGAUUUGGUUCAAAACCAUUUAACCUUCUUCAUUUACAACCAUUGCGCAAUGUGGCCAAAGGAUCCAGCAAAAUGGCCAAAAGGUAUCCGUGCGAAUGGACAUUUGCUUCUCAAUUCCGCAAAGAUGUCCAAGUCGGACGGUAAUUUCCUGACGCUGUACGAAGCUAUUGAAAAGUUCAGCGCAGACGGCAUGCGGCUGUGUUUAGCCGAUUCUGGUGAUAGUGUAGAAGAUGCCAACUUCGUAGUGAGUACAGCGGACGCAGGAAUUCUUAGGCUAUACACUUUCAUAGAAUGGGUCAAAGAAAUGAUUGCUUCUAAGACUAUGUUGCGAAAAGGUGCGGCGACAACUUUCAACGAUAAAGUGUUCAUCAGUGAAAUGAAUCUAAAAACGAAACAAACUGACGAGAACUAUAAGAAAAUGCUCUUCAAAGAAGCCUUGCGAACAGGCUUUUUCGAACUCCAACUGGCUCGUGAUAAGUAUCGUGAAUUGUGUGGCGCAGAAGGAAUGCAUGUGGAUUUAGUAUUCGAGUUUAUUCGCAGACAGGCUCUCCUUCUGUCGCCGAUUUGCCCACACGUAUCUGAACAUGUGUGGGAGCUCUUGGGGAACAAGGAAAGUAUUUUGAACGCUGCUUGGCCUGAAGUUGGAGCUAUCAAUGAAAUCGAUAUUCAAUGCUCCGAAUAUCUCAUGGAAGCAGCGCAUUCGUUCCGUCUGAACCUGAAAAAUCUCUUACAAAUCAGAGGAAAAGGUGGAAAGGAGAAGGCAGCUGAUCCCAACGCUAAGCCCAGUGGAGCAACUAUUUGGGUAGCUAAAACUUAUCCUGCAUGGCAGUGCUGCGUGCUUGACACUAUGCUCGAGCUGUAUGAAAAGAACAACGGUCUGCCUGAUAACAAAACGAUCUCCGUGGAACUCGGCAAAAAGGAGAUACUGAAGAAGUACGUGAAACGAGUGAUGCCUUUCGCUCAAAUGGUUCGUGAAAAGGUUGAAACGCCAAACGGAAAGGGCAAAGCUGCAAUGGCGAAAGCCCUGGACUUUGACGAAAGAGAAGUUCUAGUCAACAACCUUGGAUAUUUAAAAAAUACCUUAGAUUUAGACACUCUGAACAUCAAAUAUACCGACGAUGCGUCAGCUCCCGAGAAGACAAAGGAGGAGGUACGACCUGGGGCUCCAUUCAUCGCCUACGUAAUUCUUCCUAACGUCCCGAUUACUCUUGACAAUCCCAUAGAGCGUUCAGGGCUAUUCACCGUGAAUACAGUUGUAUCGGAAGGUGACACCUCAAAAAGCCUUUAUGAGAAAGUCGCCAAGAUUAUCGGACUCAAAGAAAUCCGUGGAUUGAAAAUUUGGCGCUAUGAAGAUCCAAUUAUGGGACCACGAAAAAUGCCCAAAUUUAAUGAUUACAAGUCGGGUAAAGUUCCACUGGAAGAAGGAGCGUUUGAUAUAUCCGUGGAGAAGAAGGAAAUUCAUCUAAAAGCGGACGGAAAAAGUAUUCUCAUCGGUACACACCUAAUAUAUGUGGUUGAGUGAUAUUUAUGAAAAUAAAAGCGAAUGAACUUUAAUUUAAUCCGAGAUAUGUGAAAAUAUUGAAAAGUAUUGCCGUUUAAAACGGAAAUAUAAAAUGAAGAAUUUUUGAUUUAUAA
Molecule: messenger RNA, 3807 nt
Organism: Hermetia illucens (black soldier fly)
Lineage: Eukaryota; Metazoa; Arthropoda; Insecta; Diptera; Stratiomyidae
Gene: LeuRS
Product: leucine--tRNA ligase, cytoplasmic
Exons: 8
Coding region: 152-3694 (1180 amino acids)
Biological process (GO): leucyl-tRNA aminoacylation
Molecular function (GO): leucine-tRNA ligase activity; aminoacyl-tRNA deacylase activity; ATP binding
Source: RefSeq, a predicted model, not a curated record